Molecule: messenger RNA, 2782 nt
Organism: Durusdinium trenchii
Lineage: Eukaryota; Dinophyceae; Suessiales; Symbiodiniaceae
Source: the annotation of a GenBank genome assembly
GUGGAAUCAUUAUUGAGCCAAGCCUGAUUAGUUGAUUUCUUGCCAUGUCGACUUCAUCACCCAGCACUUUUCUUUCGUCUGGGAUUUCAGCCUCCUUGGUUGGCCUGUUGGUGAUCUUCCGUGAUGUCAGCUUUGCAUUAGUCUACUGCUCCCCCGUGGUGUUGCGCUCCUCGAAAACCUUGAUGAUGGCGACUCUUCUACUUUCGUCUGCAGCAUCUCAAGUCGUCUAUUCGUCCAGACACUCAUUGGCCACGGCGAUUGCUUGCACUUCCUCUGCUGCAGUCCCAUUCCAAAGUGCUAUUGCCUCAUCCAUUGCUGCAAAGUUAAAGGGGGAACCAGAGGACGCUUUGGUCACUGUCAUGGCCACCUUCGCGAUGACGGCGGCCUUGUACGGGCUCCUGUUGAUCUUGCUGGGCUUUCUGCCUCACAUGGACAUCCUGAAAAGUGCUUUUCCACAGCCAGUGAUGUUCGCCUUCUUUUGUGUGGUGGGCAUUGGGAUGCUGCAGAGUGCCCUUGAGUUGGUGUCUGGACAAAGCUUGUCGUUGGAAGAUGAAUUGCCAGGAGCGGUGACAGGCCAGAUUGUCUUGACCAUUCUGGCUGGUCUCAUGAACCGCUUCACGCCCAAGCUAGUGCGCCAUUACUUGGUCUUGCCCAGCUGCCUGCUGCUUCAGAUGACCUGCUUUUACCUGGUGGUGUUUUGCCUGAGCUCGCUCUCUGCAGCACGUGAUGCAGGUUGGCUUUGGGAGCCAUUUCCCCCGUUGGUGUUUCAAGGUCUUUCCUUGAACACGACCUUGAGCAAGGUGAGAUGGUCAGUGGUGCUGGGGCAGUGGGAUGCCGUCGUCUCUUUGCUUUCGAUGUUGGUUUUGGACUUGCUCACCACUUUGUUGCCGGUGGAACUCAUGACCGCCACGAAGUCCAUCAAGAUGGAGGAGGAGUUUCGAACGGCUGGCUACUCCUCCUUGCUGGCAGGCCUCCUUUGGGGCAAUGUCUCCUACAUCUCCUUGUCGCCCACGCGUUUGAACCACGAUGCCGGGGGCGUCAGCCGUGAGAGCGGAUUGCUCUCAGCCGGGCUGUGCAUCCUGUGGAUCUUCGUGGGGCCAGAGCUGACGGGCUAUGUCCCCAAGUUUGUGGUUGGAGGUAUGCUGUGCCACCUGGCCUUUGGCUACAUCUUGGAGGGCCUGUGGGAUCCUCGUUCGCUGCUCUCCAUCGGUGAGUACCUCAUCAUCGUGGCCAUGAUUUGCUACUACCUCAUCACCGAUCUGGCACCGGCCAUUUUCCUCGGGCUGGCUCUCUGUAGCUUCAGCUUCAUCUUGCGAUACUCCCAGAGCUCAAACUUGGAGUUUGUCAAGGUGGCAGGCGAAGCAGACAUGUUUUCCAACCGCUUCCGAUCCGCGGUCGAUCAACACUACCUGAAGAGCAGCCGCAGCAUUGUGGUGGUGCGGAGCUUCUGCAGUCAGCUCUUCUUUGGAACUAUGGCUUCCAUCCUAGCAGAGGUGGAGCCGUUUCUGCAUGAUGCGCGCUUUUUGCUGUUGGACCUGUCCAGUCUCCGUACCAUCGACUCCUCUGGGCUCGUGGGUUUUCAGAAGAUCCCUCCACAGAUUCAGACAGUGCUGGUCCGUCUUUCGCCGGAGCUGCAAGCGCAAGUGCGCCGUGCGGGCCUGGCUGUCUGCAUGUUCGGCAGCAUCGACGAGGGCCUCGAGUGGUGUGAGGACCGGACCCUGAAGUUCAGGUACUUGGAUGAUUCAGACCUCAGCAGCCUUUUGCUGGCACCGACCAGCAACAAUCCCUCGGUGCCCUCUCGCGACAUGCCAAGGCUGGGCCCUGCGGAGGUGCGAUCGGCAGUGCUCCGAGCCUUUGGGGAUGAGCUGUUGGAGCUGGAGCCGCUGCUUCUGCAGUUGCCGGUGAAGAAGCAUGAAGUGGUCUUUCAUGAAGGGUCAUUAGCAGAAGGGCUCUAUAUCGUGGUGAGCGGGACUCUGCAAAUCCAGUAUGGCAAUCAGCGUGGCAUAGUGCUGGGGCCAGGUGAGGUGGUGGUGGAUGCUUCGGUCCGCCGCAGCUUCGGCGAGCGCGGCGAGCCGGGCGGCUCGCCGGGCUCGCGUGGCGGGUCCGCGCGUGGCAAAGCGGUGACGGGCGGGGAGAUCCUUUGCGAGGAGGCGCUCUACGCCCCGCAGCUGCACAGCUGGUCCUUGGUGGCCAAUGUGGCGUCGAUUCUGCUGCUGUUGCGACGAGACAAGCUCUUGCUGGCGGAACAACGGCACCCACAGGCGGCCAUUGCCUUGCAUCGCUGUUUGAUGAUGUCGCAAUUACAGAAAAGUGGGCUUUGGCAGGGCAACACGGUGGCACGGCGCACUGCCAGUAUGUGAGCAGGCCCGUUUUUUGUACUGGAAAACCAUGGAAUAGCGUUUGCUUCGGAUGCGCGAUGUCCAACGUUCUACAUGACUGUGAUGCUCGAUGCUCGACCUCAAGAACCACAGCAAAGCCUUGGACCCGUCUCCAACCCCUACACCUGCAGUGCUCCUUGGUUUUCUCGCUGAAAAACAGAAGUCUCCUACAGGCCAGCGGCUAGCGCUCGAUCCACCGAUGGCUGACCUCCGUUCAGUGGUCGUCCUCCAAGCGAAGCAGUGUGCAUGCUGUAUGAAGAUCAGUGGUGUGGCUGAGUGAUGGUGACCUUCGUCAACCUCUCGCGAACGGCGAACGAGCAAACCAGCGCGCUCAGUUCGCUCCGUGCGUGUUGUUGCUGGAGGAAAAGGGCAGAAGUUCCCAUGCUCAGUCCGCGUGUUUCCGU